GGCGCCUAUGGCCGAGGAAGCCUGCCGGGCGGCAAGAAAGAGUGGGGGACCGCCGCGGCAAGGCGAGGGAGGUCCUGGCCGGCCCAGCUGAGGGCGCGGGGGAAGUUCCGGAAGCGUAGCGGCGCGUCGAGGGGCGCCCGAGGAGGGAGGCCAUGUCCAUGGAGGACCCCUUCUUCGUGGUGAAAGGGGAGGUUCAGAAAGCAGUGAACACUGCCCAGGGGCUGUUCCAGAGAUGGACAGAGCUCCUGCAAGAUCCAUCCACAGCUACAAGAGAAGAAAUUGACUGGACCACUAAUGAGCUAAGGAACAAUCUAAGGAGCAUUGAGUGGGAUCUUGAGGACUUAGAUGAAACUAUUAGCAUUGUUGAAGCUAACCCUCGGAAGUUCAACCUUGAUGCGACAGAACUGGGUAUAAGAAAAUCCUUCAUAGCAAGCACACGACAGGUGGUCAGGGAUAUGAAAGACCAGAUGUCAAAUACUUCUGUUCAAGCUCUGGCUGAAAGGAAGAACAGGCAGGUACUUCUGGGUGAAAGUGCAACUCAUAACUGGAGCUCUGUGCCUGACAAAUAUGGCCGUUUGGAUCGUGAAAUGCAGUCUGUGAAUUCACACUUCAUUGAGGAGCACCAGGCACAGCAACAGUUAAUCAUUGAGCAGCAGGAUGAACAGUUGGAGCUGGUCUCUGGCAGCAUUGGGGUAUUAAAGAACAUGUCCCAGCGCAUUGGAGGAGAGCUAGAUGAACAAGCAGUCAUGUUGGAUGAUUUCGCUCAUGAGAUGGACAGCACGCAGUCACGACUAGAUAAUGUUAUGAAGAAGCUUGCAAAAGUAUCCCACAUGACCAGUGAUCGGCGACAGUGGUGUGCAAUUAUCAUUCUCUUUGUUGUUCUGCUGGUGGUGAUUAUCCUGUUUUUUGUGUGAUGACAAAUUGGAGCUCAAAUACUUUACCUAGCUCCUUUCUCAAUGAAAUCUCAGACGCUCUUCCUGUCCAACAGAGAAGAUUCCCAUUAUAAAAACCAUGUCUUGGGAGCUUGAUACUGUGCUCCUCUGUGGAUGGACACCAGUAGCAUGACUGAAUCUCAUGGUUCUUCUGCUCAUAAUCCUGAUCAACUUGCUGAGGAAAUAAUAGAAUACUAACAAAUGCCCAAACUGUGCUGUCACAGGAAGCACUUCCUGCAGGUUUUGGACACGGCUGUUUUUCUGCGCUUUUCUCUGAAGCAAGUGGAUUGGAACGGAAGGAGCCAUUUCCAUCCUGUUGCAGGUGUGAACCAUUUUCAGGAAGUAUUUCAGAUGCCUUUCUUCUCCUUGUAAAAACAGAACUCCUGGCCGUGUUAAAAGCCACAUACAGACACAACGGCCCUUGUGGGAAAGCAUUCAGUUGCCCAGAGGAUUCUCUUCAUAAGCCAGUUUACACAGCACUGCCCUGCAAACAAUCAUGGAGCUACAUGGGCCAACUAAAGCAGUCACUAAAUUCACACUGGUUUUUCUCCAGAACAUUAUUGUGCUAUCAAUCCACGAAGGCUAAAUACCUCUGUACCCAAUGUUAAAACUUCAUAGAGUGAUACACAUUUCAUGUCAAGCAGAUCUGGUUCUAUAGCAGGCUAGGAGAAACCUUGGGCAAAAUCUGCUAUACAUGUUUGAAUUGUACCUAUCAUGUGCUAUCAUGCCUCAGGCUGCUGUAGUUUGACUUCAGUUUUCAGAGCUUUAACCUCAGUUUCAUUACACUGCAAAGUGGGAAGCCAGUAAGCUUACUGUAGCUAAAGUCUUGCUUUUUUCUGUGAAUUAUUUUUGGCUUUGAAAGUAAGCCUGGUGAGAAGAGAUCUUAACCCAUAGGGGGUCUGUUCCCUCUGGAUGCUGCUUUUCACUAACAGCUGCUUCUGUCUGGUGACUGACUGUGUCAGGUCUAAAAUUUAAUAGUUUAAGGGAAAGGUGGCUGUCAAUCAGACAGGGCGUCAUUCUCUCAUGUGUAUUAAAACAUGUACCUAUUAAAGAAGGGUACAUCUUAUUAGAUGUACAAGCAUCCACAAAGAUAUCAAGAAUUGCACUACCAUGUUAACAGUAAUAGUGAAGCUGGUCCAAAGCAAAGGGGAGUCACAAAGAAAAUGAAAGCUAGUAAUUCCUGAUCUUUUCAGUCCUGUGAGGAUGAAAUAAAUUGUCCUCCACAGUUUUAAUGUAUGAAUCAUGUAGGAUAGGUAGGAACGUGGUGCACUUCUUCCUUUGAAUAGAUAAGAGGGGUUUGGCCUCUUGGAAUGCUUGAGUGAAAAGAUGAAUGAUGAUGGGCAGCCAGAGAGGAGAAGUCUCAUCGCCUCUACUGGCCUGCAAUACAGAGCAAUAAUCCAAGGAAACAUAAAUUCAUACAGGGAGCAGACAAGUUCAGUUGGCCUAGCCAGCUCACUCCAUGCCCUGCAUCCCCUAGAAGUUUAUUUGAUAUACUGGGGUUUCUGGAAAGGUGGAGAGAAGUCUCUCACUGGGUGAGUUCCUAUAGAAGGGAGUUUCCUGAAGGUAGAAAUUCUGAACACAACUAUUUUACUGUGUCAUUAAGCUUUUUUUUCCCCCCUUCCCUUCCUCUUCAUCUCAUCCAUGAUGAGUGGUCAGGUAUCUCACUCCAACUUUCUCUGUGUUGCAGAAUGUCUGCUUUGUCUAAUACCCUCUGAAACACUUAGUGUCAAAAGCCUGGAUGUCCACUUGGUGGUCUGGAAUUAAUCGCUGUCCUCCAGCCCAUCACUUGCAGAAGUACGUUCAGUUUCAAUGUUCAUUGAGGCAAUUUGUACACAGUAGCAAGAACUGAGCCUAGCUCUUGUCUUUUAGCAUUCCACUGCAUCGUUCCUCUCAUUUUUAUUUCUUACUUUUUUGUAACAUUUUAAAUGGAUUGCUUACACUCCACCUCCUGUAUAAAUACUGUAAUGCUGUCUACUGUAUCUCUUAGUGACUAAGUGAAUGAAUGUUGUUUUCCCCUUUACAUUUGUCGUUAACGCAACCCCCGUCCCCCAUCUAAAGAGGGUAAGAAAAGUCUCUGUGGCUCUCAGUGUCUCCCUUUGAGUGGCUGCCUUCUUAGUGCUGCUGUAACAAAGGGGACUUUUGUUUGCGUGAACAAUUCUGGUCUGGCUGGUACUUCAGAACAGGCAAUGCUUUUGUUUUGAACUAAAUUCCAUAAAAAUACAACUUCUAGACAUGAGGAUACCAAUAUCGAGACUUGCUUUCAAAACAGCCACAGUGUACAAGUACUGUUCAUCCACUCUAUAGGGACCCAUCCCCUUUCACAAGAAAACUGCUCAUUUUAACAUCAUACUGUGUUUUGUUUGUGCCUUAUUGAGAGCUUAAAAAUUUAACUGCUAAUGGGAUGAAUCCUGCAAAACUGUUACACAUGAGCAAGUUAUAGGAAAAGACACCUGUUCCCAAAAAGUAAAGCAUGACUUUAGGUUGGUAUUAGUGGUCCAUAAGAUAUGAUGCUGAGAGCCAGCAUGGCAUAACGGUUUGAGUGUUGGAUUAUGACUCUGGAAUCUAGGGUUUGAGUCCCAGCUCGGCCAUGAAAUCCACUGGGUGACCUUGGACAAGUCACAUGCUCUCAGCUUCAGGGGAAGGAAAGGGAAAACCUCCUCUGAACAAAUUUUGCCAAGAAAAUGAUAGGCUUGCCAUAAGUCAGAAAUGACUUGAAGGCACACAACAACAAAAACAACAAGGUAACGAUGCUGGAUCUCUGCUCUGGGAGUGGUUGGAUCAUUUGGUCACAUUUACUGCAGAGAGGUGUCAGAUUUACUUGCUUUUGAAGAAGGUUGCUGGAUUUAUCCCUGUAUGAAUAAAACUGCUCUGGCCAUGCCUUUCAUUCUUUAAACUAAGUUGUAUAAGUGGUCUCUAGUUCUAUUUCAGAAAAAGUGUGCCUCACUCAACUCUUAACAUUUUGGAAAUGUGCAAAGCCCAUGGCUUCUGUCACACUGCAUAAUUUAAGGACAAGGAGGUACAUUCCAAUUUGUUUUGGGGGGGGGGGGGGAAUCAACAAAUAGACUUUCUUGACCUGCUUAGGCAUAGCCAGUGUGUUUUUGUACAGUAACUGUAAUUCAUCUAACACUGCUCCAUUGUUCCAUUAUUUUACAGAUGUCAAGAAACUUAAGAAGCCAGUGGCCUAUGUAAAAAUAGCAGUCAUAGCCAGCAGUUAUGCUCCCUAGUUGUAGAGUAUGCACAGGCUUAGAAGGUGAAAUGGGUAGAAUGUGGCUUAAGCCAAAUUGUUCCAGUCUUUCCACUAUUCUGGGUUAAGUUAGUAUUGUGUAUGGCCUCUUCAUUGAGGCCUUUUAAGAUGCUGUGAAAGGAGAGGAAAGUUGUGUUUGCAUAUCCACUGGAAUCCAUGGGAAUUUACCAAAUGUUAGGAUCACCUUGGAUAGUGGGAGGGGGGGAAUUCUUGAUUUUUUCCAACUAUCUUUUAGUCCACCAACACAGGGCGACCCCAAACAACCAUGGUAACACAUGGCAAAUAAUCCUGUGCCCAUUAGGUGAAGAGAGGCAUUGGCAAAAAGGACCUUUUUUGUAUAGAAGAGGGAAUGUUGGUGUCUCUGUCCUGCUGAGUUAGUUCCCUUUGGUUGAAGCUAAUGUAGCAAGAUGGCUAAGAUCAUGAGCUGGAGAUUAAGGAGGCUCCAAUUCAGAUCUUAGCUAUGAGUUCAUGAGAAUGCCUUAUGCAAGCUGCACCUUGCCUCAGCAGCUGUAGUUUAAGAGCUGCAGGGAAGAGCUUAUUCUGUCUGCAUCAGCCCCAUAUAUGUAUUUUUAGCUGUUUGUAAAGAAAAGCAAAUGAGCAAGUAGUUGUGAGGCUCAAAAUUUUAUUCUUCCCCCUUUAAAAAAGGAGAUUCAUUAUUCAUAAACAUGUAAGAAGGGAUGUUUUUAAUGUAUUUCCUGUGGAAUUGCUGGCAGUAGGUCAUCUGGGCAUUAAUAGACCAUUUCAUAUGACAAAUUAAUCAGGCAUGGUGUUUCUGGCUAUGGUGCUAUUCUGUGUAAUGUUAACAUAUCACUUGGUAGGAAAGGAAAAACAACCGAAUGGGAAAGUGUUUGCCAUUUGGGGUUUCCUACAGAUUAUCAUCCACCCAAAAAACCAUGUGGGCAAGGUAAAUCACUUUUGGGGGGAAAGUGCUCUGGGGUGCUAUGUAUGGUACUAUGUACCAUACAUAGCUACUGCACAAAUAAUAAUGCACUUCAGUUACCUGCCCGCAUCACUUGAAAACUACGCUGAAUUAGCAGAGCAAAAAACAUCUGUGGAUAGGCACUGAAAUGCUCUGUGAGGAGAACUGUUGGCCAUCAUUUCUGAUGGGAGAAAUGGUGAUAAGGGACUGCAGCACAUUCAGGUGAAAACCUCCAGGCAUUGUCAGGGGAAACCAUUGCAACUAAAAUACAUAGUGCAAUUAUGAAAUUUUGUCAUCCACUGUUUAUUAUUCAUGCUGUCGGAAUCAUGUUAUGGUUACUUAAAAGAAACAAAAAAAAAAUGAUCUUGCUACAGUAUUAAAGAUGGAGAUUGACUUAC
This is a messenger RNA of Sceloporus undulatus (fence lizard), 5493 nucleotides long. RefSeq names its product syntaxin 6 (gene STX6). Gene Ontology annotation, molecular function: SNAP receptor activity. Bases 153 to 914 code for a protein of 253 amino acids. Gene Ontology annotation, biological process: Golgi vesicle transport; intracellular protein transport. Gene Ontology annotation, cellular component: membrane. NCBI's taxonomy places the organism in Eukaryota, Metazoa, Chordata, Lepidosauria, Squamata, Phrynosomatidae. The transcript has 8 exons. The record is from RefSeq and is a predicted model, not a curated record.